Messenger RNA from Pseudopipra pipra, 4027 nucleotides. It is a transcript of the gene UBE3A, whose product is annotated as ubiquitin protein ligase E3A. The record is from RefSeq and is a predicted model, not a curated record. Gene Ontology annotation, biological process: ubiquitin-dependent protein catabolic process; protein polyubiquitination. Gene Ontology annotation, molecular function: ubiquitin protein ligase activity. Bases 828 to 3470 code for a protein of 880 amino acids. The transcript has 15 exons. NCBI's taxonomy places the organism in Eukaryota, Metazoa, Chordata, Aves, Passeriformes, Pipridae.
CUCUAUGGUUCCCCUCGGUGGGUAGCGCGCCGCCGCCUCGCCUCGCCUCGCCCCCGCCCGCGCUGCACGCCGGGACACGGCCGGUCCUCCCUGCCUCCCUCCCGCCCCCCCGCGCGCCCCGAGCCUGCGCCGCGCCGACAUCCGCGUUGUCCCAAGAUGGAGGCGCGGGGCUCGCGCUGAGCGCGGCCCGGCCCGGCACAGCAGCAGGAGCAGCAGUAGGAACAGGAGGAGGAGACGCGCCCGCCCGGCCCGGCCGCCUCUCCCUCUCCGCCCUGCCAGGCCGCGGCUCCGGCGGCACCUGCAGCAGCGGCGGCGGCGCCUCCUCUUCGCCCGCGGCCCUGCCCCGAGCGCGGCGCGGCCCCCGCAUGAGCCCGGGCGGCGGCGGCGGCGGGAGCGCCCCGGAGCAGCAGCCGCGGCGCCCAGAGUGGUGAAGAAUUAGGAGAAGCUGCAGUUGUUCAGCUGAGUGGAACUAAAUGGGUGGCUUCCCUCUGGACCCUCACUUCACUGUUUUAGGUACAAGAACUGUAGAAGUCCAUUUUGGAAUUUGAAAGAGCAAGAUUGUUCAGCUCUUGAAAGAUAUGCCAUGGAAGUAAUCAGCUGGGGUGGUCCCAGGGCGCUCUGGGCACGAGUAUUGCUGAGUGAUCAUUGGCUGCCACCUGCGUGACAAAGUAAAGGACCAACCCUUCAAUUUAUACCAGUGGAGCCAGAUCACGGGAAACAAUUGACAGAGUUGUUAAGCUUAUGCUUAGCCCAGCGUGAUACAGGACUGGUGUGACAACUCGGUUUUGAUCAGUGACUCAAAAUUGUGAUCACCCUGAUGUCACCGAAUGGCCACAGCUUGUAAAAGAUCACCAGGAGAACCUCACUCUGAGAACAUUGAAACUAGCCGAAUGAAGCGAGCAGCUGCAAAGCAUCUAAUAGAGCGCUACUACCACCAGUUAACCGAGGGCUGUGGAAAUGAAGCCUGCACGAAUGAAUUUUGUGCUUCCUGUCCAACUUUUCUCCGUAUGGAUAACAAUGCAGCAGCCAUUAAGGCCCUCGAGCUUUAUAAGAUUAAUGCAAAACUCUGUGAUCCUCAUCCCUCCAAGAAAGGAACGAGCUCAGCUUACCUAGAAAACAAUUCCAAAGGUGCCCAUAACAAUUCCUGCACUGACAGAAAAAUGAACAAGAGGGAAAUGCAAGGCCCAAGAGAUGACUUUAAAGAUGUGACUUUUCUAACGGAAGACAAGAUAUAUGAAAUUCUUGAACUAUGUCGAGAAAAAGAGGAUUAUUCCCCUUUAAUCCGGGUGAUUGGGAGAGUGUUUUCUAGUGCUGAAGCACUGGUACAGAGUUUCCGAAAAGCCAAGCAGCACACCAAGGAGGAGCUCAAGUCCCUUCAAGGAAAGGAUGAAGACAAAGAUGAAGAUGAAAAGGAAAAAGCUGCCUGUUCGGCUGCAGCUAUGGAAGAAGAUUCUGGCGCAUCGUCAUCUUCGUCAUCAAGAAUAGGUGAUAACACACAGGGAGAUAAUAACCUCCAAAAACUAGGCCCAGAUGAAGUGUCUGUAGAUAUUGAAGCAGUCAGACGGGUCUAUGAUAGGUUACUUUCUAAUGAAAAAAUAGAAACUGCCUUUUUAAAUGCACUUGUGUACUUGUCACCUAAUGUGGAAUGUGACUUGACUUACCAUAAUGUGUACUCUCGGGAUCCUAACUAUCUGAAUUUGUUUAUUAUCGUUAUGGAGAAUGGCAAUCUUCAUAGCCCAGAAUAUCUGGAAAUGGCUCUACCGUUGUUUUGCAAAGCAAUGAGCAAACUACCCCUUGCAGCUCAAGCAAAACUGGUCAGAUUGUGGUCGAAGUACAGAGCAGACCAAAUUCGGAGAAUGAUGGAAACAUUUCAGCAGCUUAUUACCUACAAAGUCAUAAGCAACGAGUUCAAUAGUCGUAACCUAGUGAAUGAUGAUGAUGCUGUUGUUGCUGCUUCAAAGUGCUUGAAAAUGGUUUACUAUGCAAAUGUAGUAGGAGGGGAUGUGGAUACAGAUCAUAAUGAAGAGGAAGAUGAGGAACCCAUCCCUGAAUCAAGUGAACUAACUCUUCAAGAGCUGUUGGGUGAGGAAAGAAGAAAUAAAAAAGGUCCUCGAGUGGACCCACUGGAAACUGAACUUGGUGUUAAAACUAUAGAUUGCAGAAAACCACUUAUCCCUUUUGAAGAAUUUAUUAAUGAACCACUGAAUGAUGUUCUAGAAAUGGACAAGGACUACACUUUCUUCAAAGUAGAAACAGAAAAUAAAUUCUCAUUUAUGACCUGUCCCUUCAUAUUGAAUGCUGUUACCAAGAACCUGGGAUUGUAUUAUGACAAUAGAAUCCGGAUGUACAGUGAAAGACGCAUAACUGUACUCUACAGCUUAGUUCAAGGACAGCAGCUCAACCCAUAUUUGCGACUUAAAGUGAGACGUGAUCACAUCAUAGAUGAUGCGCUUGUCCGGCUAGAGAUGAUUGCCAUGGAAAAUCCUGCAGACUUGAAGAAGCAAUUGUAUGUUGAAUUUGAAGGAGAGCAAGGGGUAGAUGAAGGAGGUGUUUCCAAAGAAUUUUUUCAACUGGUUGUGGAAGAAAUCUUCAAUCCAGAUAUUGGGAUGUUCACAUACGAUGAAUCUACAAAACUCUUCUGGUUUAAUCCGUCCUCUUUUGAAACUGAGGGUCAGUUUACCCUGAUUGGCAUAGUACUGGGUCUGGCUAUUUACAACAACUGUAUACUGGAUGUACAUUUUCCCAUGGUUGUCUACAGGAAGCUAAUGGGCAAAAAAGGAACUUUCCGUGAUCUGGCAGACUCUCAUCCUGUUCUUUACCAGAGCUUGAGAGACUUGCUAGAGUAUGAAGGAAGUGUGGAAGAUGAUAUGAUGAUAACGUUUCAAAUAUCUCACACGGAUCUCUUUGGCAAUCCAAUGAUGCAUGAUUUAAAGGAAAACGGUGAUAAAAUUCCUAUUACAAAUGAAAACAGAAAGGAAUUUGUCAAUCUGUACGCUGACUACAUACUCAAUAAGUCGGUAGAAAAGCAGUUCAAGGCCUUUCGGAGAGGAUUCCACAUGGUGACCAAUGAAUCUCCUUUGAAAUAUUUAUUUAGACCAGAGGAAAUUGAAUUACUUAUUUGUGGAAGUAGGAAUUUAGAUUUUCAAGCACUAGAAGAAACCACAGAAUAUGAUGGUGGCUAUACAAGAGACUCUCUUAUUAUUAGGGAAUUCUGGGAAAUAGUCCAUUCAUUUACGGAUGAACAGAAAAGACUAUUCUUGCAGUUUACAACAGGCACAGACAGAGCCCCUGUGGGAGGACUUGGAAAGUUAAAGAUGAUCAUAGCCAAAAAUGGCCCAGAUACAGAGAGGUUACCUACAUCUCACACAUGCUUUAAUGUACUUUUGCUUCCGGAGUACUCAAGCAAAGAAAAGCUUAAAGAAAGAUUAUUGAAGGCCAUCACGUAUGCCAAAGGAUUUGGCAUGCUGUAAUAAAUAUAACAAAAGGGAUUAAAAAAUGAUGGUGAUGAUGUCCCUGUCCAAAAAGGCCAUAAGAUAGUGAGCUACAGUAGUCACCUGUGUUUGUGCCUCCCUUCUUUACUGGGGACAUUGGGCUGGAACAGCAGAUUUCAGCUGCUUAUAUGAACAAAAUCUUUAUUUUUUCUUUUAGCGUGAAAGUGUUACAUAUUCUUUCACUUGUAUGUACAGAGAGGUUUUCCUGAAUAUUUAUUUUAAGGGUUAAAUCACUUUUGCUUGUGUUUAUUACUGCUUGAAGUUGAGCCUUUUUGAGUAUUUACAAGAAAACAAACUGUACUCUCCCAAGGAAAAUAUUGCCAUCAUUUGUAGACCAUGUAACCUUCAAGUAUGUGCUAUAUUUUUGUCCCUGUAUCUAAUCAAAUCAAGAACUGUACUUUUUGAGAAGUUUGCUUUUGAAACUUGAAGUCUUGGAAAACAGUGUGAUGCAAUUACUGCUGUUCUAGCCCCCAAAGAGUUUCUGUGCAAAAUCUUAAGAAUCAAUAAAGAUGGAAGGGAGAACUUGGAAUGUUAAA